UCCAACAGAAAACAGAAAAACUCAAACAGACAGCCUACCAAGAAAAACCCCAACGAAAUCCCAUCAAGUUGAAUUUGUGAUGUCGUUGUGAAUUGAAGCAAGAAGUGUCGUGUGCCGUCGCUCGUCUGGUAAAAGAAAAAUUAUUAAAAAAUAUAUAAAAUAAUCGAAUGAACCGAAUUAAACAAAAGAACGCUCCCGGUUUUUAUUGAAUUUAAUCAUUUCAUUUACUUUCGCAUAAAUCUUCGUGUGAUUGUGCCUUUUAUAAUUUUCUAAACAAAAAAAAUAAACCUAUGGCUUUAAACAAAUUUAUUUAAUUAAUUCUCCGUCAGAACAAAUAAAAAAAGAGAAUUCAGUUUCACUGCAGAAUUGUGCAAGUUGAGAAAAACGAAGGGAAAAGUGUAAAAAAGGGUUUCUCCACCAACCACCGACAAAAAAAAAAUUCUACCAUCGUUUUUGUGAGUCCGUCAACAUCACCGUCACUGUCGUCGUCGGACUCGGAUCGGAGUCGUCGUCUGUAAAGUUAUUUUAUAGUUUUGUCUCACUCGCAACCACUUGCUCUGCAAUCGCUCCAUCGUCAUUUGACGAAUAUUUUGCGCGAAAACCAACUAAAGUUUUAUUUAAUAUUUUUUUGCAAAUUCCUACCCCCAUCUGUCUGCCGAAAGUUUCAAACAACAAAACAACAAAAAUUUGUUAAGUGAAAACAAAAAUUUAGAUAAAGAAAUUAAAUUUAUUAUUUUAUUUUUUAAAAAAGUGAUAAGAUAAGAGUGAAAAGUGUAACACUGAGUUCGUCUCGUGCGUCGUCGGUCGGUGGCUCCAAGUGUCUGAAUAAAUCAAUUUUCAUACAGAGAAAAGAAAAUUCCACCUUAAUUAUUGUUGUUGGGUGAAAAUAAUAAGAAAACUCUUUGUCGGUCUCGAUUUGAGUCUCAGUUCAGUCGGUGUCGUCCUUAUCCUCCUGAACCUGUGUCUGUCAUCUGCAGCUUGGUGGAUUCUUUUCUUGUUUUCUCCUGAAUCUGGAUUUAAUUUUUGUUCGAUUUGCAGGAACAACGCAAACAGAGAAAACAAAUAAUAAUUUAUUCCAACAAGAUUUUUUCUUGUUCCCAUCAUCGUCGCCGCCAUCGAGCCGCUUUGAGUUGAGAUUCCACCUUCCAGAUUGUUGUUAGUGGUUUACCAAUCGUCCAUGGAUGCGUGAUAAAAGGAAAACAUGGUUUACAACAAAAACAAACAAGAUAUCAAUUACUAAGAUGCCUUAAUUGCAACACAACGCACACGCCCUUAAAAAAAUAAGAUCUGCCGCCUAAAAUUUAGUAUCUUAGAAAAAAAAAAACAGCAACAACUCAAUGUGCUUAAAAUUCAAAAUGACAUUUGUAACUGUCAUCACAAUCAUUAGACUAAGAUGAAAAUACGCCUAAAUGUAUUCUAGAGAAAGAACAAAGCAAAGCACUGAACAACAAUAACAGCUAAAAAUAUGCAAUAUAAAAAAUAUCUAACAAUAAAGUACGUAACGUUAAGUUCGUAAUAACUUCCACAAAAAACUUCCAUACUCAACAUUACGUAACGUAUAACUCAUAUAAAGUCGUAUAUCGUAAGAAGAAUAUCGUAAAAAUCUACACUGCUCGUAAUAUUCUCAUAAUUGUGGAACGUAAACAAAAUUUUGGAAUUUUUUCUUACGUUGCGCAAAUGACGUAUUGGAUCGUAUAGCAUAGACAACAACCAAAGUUUGGGAGAUAAUGGAGUCGGCAGUUAUUCGUGCGCCUACUCGUAGGCGAGCUCGUAACGAUGAGCAACUGUAUGGUCGGAUAAAACUGAAAAAAGUCUUUGGACUGACAGUAUGCAGCAAUGCCGCGUUAGAUGUUUCUCCAAUAAGCGGUCUCUUGGCUUAUCCAGCUGGGUGCACCGUUAUAUUGUUCAAUGCCAAAAAGCAAACUCAAGCUUACCUUGUGAACACAUCACGAAAAGCGAUCACCGCUGUCGCAUUUUCACGAUGUGGUCGUUAUGUGGCAACAGGUGAAUGUGGCCUAAAUCCUGCCAUCAAAGUGUGGGAGUUGGAUUCGCCAAAUGGAAGUCUAGAGGAUACAACUGGUGGCAAUGUGGUAGCUGAGUUUAUUGGUCACAAGUAUGCAGUCAGCUGUGUGGCCUUCUCGCCAACGGGCAAGUACCUGGUAUCGGUUGGAUCACAACACGAUAUGAUAGUCAAUGUCUUCGAUUGGAAGUCCAAUCUCAAGAUGGCCUCAAACAAAGUCAGUGCCAAAGUCUCUGCGGUUAGCUUUAGCGAAGAUGGCAGCUACUUUGUCACAGUGGGCAACCGACAUGUCAAAUAUUGGUACCUCGAUGGAGGACGAAAGUACAAAGAUCCGGUGCCGUUAAUGGGUCGGAGUGCCAUUCUAGGAGAACUACGCAACAAUGACUUUUGUGCUGUAGCCUGUGGCAAAGGUGAAUUCUUUGAUAGCACCUACGCAAUAACCCGCCAAGGUCAUUUGGUAGAAUUCAAUUCCCGCCGCUUACUUGACAAAUGGGUAGCCUGUCGAACGACAAGUGCUAACUGCAUUUGUGUAAAUGCCCAGUUUAUUCUGGUCGGUUGUGCCGAAUCUAUAAUUAGGAUUUUUAAUGCCAGCACCUUGGAAUAUGUGACCACAUUGCCAAGAACCCACUACCUGGGUGUGGAUGUGGCUGCUGGAGUACAUAUCAAUCACAUAAUGAAUGUGCCACAUAAUGCCAAAUACCCAGACUGCGUUGCAAUGGUUUACGAUGCAUCGCGAUCGAAAGUGAGUUGCGUGUACAACGAUCACAGUUUGUACAUCUGGGAUAUGAGGGAUAUUAAGCGUGUGGGCAAGAGUCAUUCGUUUUUGUAUCAUUCGACGUGCAUUUGGGGCGUCGAAACUGUGCCAUACAACAUGGAAAGGGAAAUGUCCCAUACUUUGCCGGAGGAGUGCUUUGUGACAUGCUCCUCAGAUGACACAAUUAGGGUUUGGGGCUUGGAUAAUUGUUCCAAUAACGAGAUCUAUCGCAGGAACAUCUACAGCAAAGAUCUUCUCAAAGUUGUGUACAUCGAUGAGGAGCUUAACUUCAUCAGGGAUUGUGAUAACUCCGUGAUGGGAACCGAUAAGUCCAGCUAUGAUGGCCGCAAUGGAGUUCGUUGUAUCAAGAUCAGUCCAGAAUUAAGCCAUCUGGCGACUGGCGAUCGAAGUGGUAACAUUCGAAUUUAUAAUUUGGCAAAUUUGAAGAUGCUCACGAUAAUUGAGGCUCACGACUCGGAGGUGCUGUGUCUGGAGUACACCAACGACAAGAUCGAUAGAAAACUUUUGGCCAGUGCAAGUCGGGAUCGUUUGAUUCAUGUGUUCGAUGUCAAUCAGGGUUAUGUGAUCCUUCAGACAUUGGACGACCAUUCGAGCAGUAUUACGUCGAUCAAGUUUGUCGGCAGUGGUCUGGCCUUCCAGAUGAUUUCAUGUGGAGCCGACAAGUCGAUCAUGUUUAGGACCUUCCAGAACGGCCAAUUCCUGCGUGGAACCAAUUGUUCAGGGAAGACGACUCUCUACGACAUGGAAGUGGACAGCAAUAGCAAACACAUUAUGACUGCCUGCCAAGAUCGAAAUAUCAGAGUCUACAGUACCCAGAGUCAAAAACAUACGAAAACCUUCAAGGGUUCUCAUUCCGAAGAUGGAAGUCUGAUCAAACUGAGUCUUGAUCCGAGUGGCAUCUAUGUGGCCACCUCGUGUACGGAUAAGACCCUGUCUGUGUACGACUACUACUCGAACGAAUGCAUGGCUCGGAUGUACGGCCACAGUGAACUGGUGACGGGCCUGGCUUUCACCAACGACUGCAAAUAUCUUAUUUCGGCCAGUGGAGAUGGUUGUGUGUUUGUUUGGCAAAUUCCCCACGACAUGAUUGUUACAAUGCAGGCAAGACUUUCGCAGCAGCGUCUACGCUCCGGUCACCCACCUUUGGCUCGUCCUAUAUCAGAGAUCAUCGUGGAGUCGCCACUCCCAGAGGAGGAGAAAUUCGGCAUGUCUCCAGGUCGCCCGUUCAUGGACGGUAUUCCUCUAACACCUGGCUAUAAGUUCUCCGAUGUCGGCCAACUACCUCAGUGGGCGAAACGAAAAACAUCGGCUACUGAGGAACCGCAUGCGCCGCCUAGUUUAAGUUCCAGCCCUAGUCAGGUAAUCGGAGUUCCUAAGCCGCGAGGUCGAUGGGCUCAACGUGGUCAAAUUGACUCAGAUACACUAGAUUUGCGAAGUAAUUCGGAGAGCCCGUUGGGAGCUCCUCCGUAUAGUGGCGGCAUUGUUGGGAACACCCAGACCUCUGACUACAAUAGCGCCAGUUCAAAGGACAUAAUGUACAAUCAAACGUACCUCAGUGAGGAUAGUUCGAUUGAUAGUGGCAUGGAGACAAGGCGGGAGAUUAAGUUUGUCGGAGUUACAGGCAAUGGUGGUAUGAGGCCGCUGCCGGAGAAGAAGAAAACAUCAAAUUCAGUUUCAACUUCGUUGCGAUUUGAGUCCAACAACGACCAUGAUGGCGAUGUGGAAGACAUAUCUGAUGGUGAAAGGACAAGUUCGGAUCAUGGACUCUUCUAUCCAACUAUUUCACCUGGAACACCAACUGAAUUCAAAGUCAAUGCCAUGAACGAAGAGGAACUUCGCAAAUCAAUGAGACGGAAAAACUUCGAGAAAGUUGGUUUGAACCUGAGUGGUGGAUCACAUACUGCCAGUACAGGAACUGGAACAGGUACCUCUGACACCGAAGACGAGGGAUCUACACCGAGUGGAGAAAAUGCCGACAGAUCAAUAGCAUCUACAUUAGGUGGAAGUUCUGAAAAUAUCCCACAAGUUUCAUCUAGUUUCCUGCAACAAGCCCUAGACGGUCCAGGUGGAUUCCCAGAACGAGGAGAUAGAACUCGUCGAAGUAUAAGUGCCAAACAUAAUACAGAAAAAUCACCAUCAAUAACAAAGUCAUAUACCAGUACAAAGAAGGAGGAACUUCUUAAGGUCAUAAGCGAAGCCAAACAAAAGCUAGAAAAUGGUCAAAGAAAUUUCAAAAAUGGAAUUAUAAAAAAUAAUGCAAUACCAGAGGUUGGUUAUCGACCGUUACGUGGUAGUCACAGCAUAUCAGAUCUUAGUUUAGCUGCCAGCUCAGAAAAUACUAGAACACCAAAUCGUUAUAUAAAAGCAGGAUCCAACAAUAAGAACACAAUAAUGCCAGUUCAAAUUGAAGAUUCAUCAAUACGACGUGCAUGUUCUUUGAGUGAUCUUCAUAUGGGAAAUAUGGGCAAGAGUCCUAAGUCCAAUGGAACACCUGUACAACCUCAACAAAAGAACGGAUCAAGUUAUAGGCCCAGUCCAGUUUCACGUUCGGUUAGCAAACGAAACAGCCUUCAAGGACCUAAAUCCCCUGGAACUAGUUUAUCAACUCAAAGUGGUUCAAUGAAUGUUCUUAAUAAUGCAAGCGAUUCGGAUCCUGAAGAGACACUAAGAGGUGGAUCAUCAAGGCCAUCAACCCAAAGUCAAAGCAGAUCUAAUGGUCCAAUUGCUGCCUCAAGACAGUAUAACAACAAAGCAACAACAAUCACGUCUAGUCGACGCAAAGGUCUUCAAAGUUCAUUUAACAAUGGAUCAGGACAACAGGAUGAUUCAAGUUCAGAAGAAACACCAGGUACCUCUUCGACACAUGGUAGCAAACCUGUUGUGCCUCCACGUCCUAGAAAUUUAUCUCUAGAUCAUAAAAAAGCUGUUAUGAAUAGUCCAAAUGUGGUUAAAUCUCGUGGUAAUUUUGAACCUGUAGAUUUUCCUUCCCGCGAUAUAGAUCAAUCUGAUCCAAAAUCACAAGUGUAUAAUAUUAUUAAUAAAUUAUACACUACAACUACUGCUGCUAUGCAGCUGCAUGCAAAAUUAAAAAAUUGCGAAGACUCACCAACGAGUACUGGCAAUAAUAAUUUAAUGCUAAAGGAAUUGGAAAAUGCUGUGAUUAUGACGCAACAAAUGUUAACCAACAUAACGAAUAAAAACGAUAAAAACACAUCGCAAAAUCUUUCGUCAUCAUUUUCCGGCAAUGAAGUUAAUCUAGAAAAUGGUGAUUUUCUAACAAUGGUAAACAAUUGUGCCGAUCUACUGAGCAAUGUCCGAAGUAAGCACAAACCCGAUGACUGUGAGAAUAACUCCUAGUGUGUAAAAAAUUAAUCUUAAGUCUUUAUAUAGGUAUUAAAGUAAAUUAAUUAAAACAAAAAUAAUACAAUUAAUAAAAUAAAAUACAUUAUAAAACUAGUAAACUAACUAAUAAUAUUUUUUUGAUUUUUUUUUCAUUGUACUAAAAUUAUUUUCUAGUUAUGUAAAAUGUUUGGUCUUUUGAUUUAUGUUUUUUCUUCUUAGAAAACAAAAGCAAAAACAAGACAUACGUAUUCAAAUAAGAGACUCUGUAAUACAAUUUAAUUUCUUAUUUAUAAAAAUUUAAAUAAAAUCCAUUACAAAUAUGUAAAAGACAUGGAAUGAAAAAAAGAAACUAAAAUUUUAUUAAAAUGUAUAGAACAAUUAUUAUUAAUUAUAUAAAUAUCGAAGAUAAAUAAGCUUUUCAAGUUGUGUCAUUUAAAUAGAAAAAAAGCAAACAAAAAAAAACAUUUAAAUGCGAAAUGUAUAUCGCCCUUUUGUUGGUGAAAUUGAAAAGCAAAAGCCAAAAAUAUAAAAACUGCACGAUAAGCUUUUUUUUUAAAAAAAGAAAACAUAAUAAUUAUAAACAAAUUAAUGUUUUUUGCCAUCGCUUUUUAUUGCGAUAAAAUAUGUUUCCAAAUCAACUAUUAGAUUUUUAAAAUUAGAAAUCUUUCAAAAAGCAUGCUUCCAUCAAAGAGAACUGCAAUUUUUAUUCAAAAAAUAUAAUUAAUGAACAAAAAAAAACAAACAAACAACAAAUAAAAUAAUGUGGCAAAUUAAAUUAAAUUUUAUUCAAUUAAAAAAAAAGAAGAAAAACAAAAACAUAUUGCUUAAAAAAUACAUUAAUUCAUGUGGCUUUCCAAAUAAUUAAAUUAAAACAAAAAUAACACACAAAGAAAACUAACUAAAAUGUUAACAAAUAAAUGCUCUUAAUAUAAAUAUAUAUAUAUUUCUAUAAGCAAACCAUUUAAAUUAAAAUAAAAGCAAAAGAAAACAAAAAACAAAGAAACAUUUUCAACAUAAAAAUGCAAUAUUUAUUAAAAAUUCACAUUGAACUGGAUAAUAAGUGUAUUUAUAUUUAUUAUAAAAACAUGAUGCGAAAUAAAACAGAAUUUAAAGCUCAUUAACAAAAUAAAAUGUAUUAAUUUUUUUUUCUUAAAAUAUGAAUGUAAUUUUAUGUGUAUUAUCAAAGAAUUGAAAAACAAACAAAAUAAGUAUGAACGAAGCCAAAUGCCCUACGUAGUUAUGAAAUUUAUAUUUAAAAAAAAUAUUCUCACUCUUUUUUUAUUUAACUUAAUCUUUUAAAAUUCUAGCUAAUGUUAAUUUGAAUUUGAAAUUAUUUAUCAAGCUUCUGAAGACUUUGUUGCUCUUUUUUUUGACUGCAAAGUAAAACUGCAUUACUUUUGUAGGUCCUUUUUCUGAGGACUUCUCAUUAAUUAAGUUUGGUCCAUCAUAGAAGCCAUAAUUGUACGAGGCUUCUUUACUUUAAUAGCUUAGAUCUAACUUGAAGUGCAACAACUGUUUUAUGUUGUUCAUCGAUGUUUACGGUUUUCAUUCAGUCAAAUAUCUCUUUUUGCAACUACAAACCAUUAGUGUCAGCAUUCAUUCAAAUUUACUUAACUCAAGAGCCUGAUUCCCCAAAUAGUUCCACAGUAUUUUUCUUUGAUAAAAGAUAAUUUACGAGUUAAAGUUAGAACUUACAUAUAUGUAUGUACCCGUACUGCUAGGAAUGCCAAUCAACUGUAUUUAAUCAUUAUAAGGGUAUUCAUAACCCCGUUAGUUCGCGCACAAUAUAUACCAAACAAAAGUAUCCAUAAAUGUCUACGGUUUCAUAACCUGUUUGUUUCGACUAAAAUUUUUUUUAGGCGUUUUUGGACUUUUGUCCUUAACUUCAAACUCAAUUAAAUGUAGGAAAUCAAUCCACCUCUUGACUUGUGUUCUUCUUUAAACGGCUCCACUGCAAUUGACACUAAAUAUACUAAUUAUUACGAUAAGUGAUCUUGUUUAUGUAUAUCUAAAACCUUAGAAGCCAUAACUUCAUUUCCUCCAAAUCCUAGCAUGAAGCAUAGCCAAAAUAAGUUCCAUCAUAAAAAAGAUGCAUGCAGAAUAUUUAAGAGGUUGUAAAGUACCCAAAAAUGCAGGUAGUACUAUGUUACCGACUAAUGAUGCCUUAAGCUAUAAGGCAAGAUUUGUUUACAGAACUUAUGAUAUUGAAAAUGACAAAGCUUAGGCUGGGCAAAAAUGGGAAUAUAAAUCUUGAGGUGACUCGAAAAAUAUUUAGAAACAUACAAUAAUUUGUAAUUGAAGGUUGCACCUUUUAAUAAUUUCUCAAGUUCUUUUAAAGUCUUUAAAAUAGUAUCCAUAUGAUUGUAAAGCAUUUCGCUAAAAGCUUUUGUUCGAUGUCAUGUUUUUGAGUUGCAAAAACGUAAAGACUUAAUAAGAAUAUUUUUCUGUGGGAAACCAAAAACCGCAUUGAAGGAACUAAAUAUUUUUCAAAAUUUCAAAUAACUGAAAAUCCGAGACUAACUCAAAGUCUCUCGUUCUUAAUUUGGCUUUCCACUAUUUAUCAUUCAAUAAAGGCUUAAGAUUAACCGCAAAAUUUGGUUAGAAAAGCAGUUGAUAGCUUUUUUCUUGAAAAUUUCCAAGUUGCAUUUAUUGGCGAUUUUGUAUUAUGUUUGGUAUCUCAUCAGACCAACUACAGGCAUUACUGUCUGCUUCUAGUCAGAAGCUUCUGUUGCCUUACAUAACCUACACUAAUCUGCCUAUAGGUUUGUUUUAAGUAUCACAGUCAGCUUUUCGUGGAUCUUUGAUAAUCGUUUACUCAACUUUUUAGACCAAUUCAUAAAUAGAAAACCUAAAAUCCAACUUUAAUUAUGCGAAGAACAAUACACACGCUUUUAUCUUAAAUACCUCGAAUCCUCGAUGAUUUUGAAGGUUGUGACCCAAGAUUAAGCUACAACUUCAAACAUACUCGUAUGUAUAUGAACCUAAUUUUUAAUAACAUCUCAAGACCCAACAUCUUCUUAAUUUGGAGUUUCUUUAUCAAAACAGAUAAAAUUAUAAACAUUACAAAAAUCAAAAUGGUCCUCAAAAGUAAUGCGGUUUUCAAAUGCAAAUAUAUCUUCUUUUUUUUAUUUUCCUCAUUAAAACUUUAUGUAACUAAAUAUACCAAUGUUAGUUGAAAUAUUUUAAAGAAUAUCAAUAAUUUAAUAGAAUAUACAAAUGUUUCAUAUUUUCUCUAGUAAAAUGGUUGUGUUUUAAAUAAAAUUUUGUAAUUAUAUUUUCUAAAGAUGGUACGUGUUGAAUGUUUAAGAGGGCAUAUUAAGCUUUUUGUCAAAAAAAAUUCUUUUAAUUACUAUAGAAUAAAUAAAAACUAAUUAGUCAAACUAGAGACGAACUCGUAUAAAAAAAACAACAUCGAAAAUCUAUUGACAUCUUCUGCAAAGCUAAAAUGUUGCUCUAAAUUUCAAUAGAAAAUCUAUAAAAUAGCGAUUUAAAGUGAACCUAAUCGAACAAUUAAAUGGUUCUAAAAGGAUCUUUUUCAAAUCUUUUAUUAACGUACCUUCUUUUACUUUUCUUAACUUUAAAUUGAUGUACUCUGUCGUUUGUGUUUUAAAAGCAAAUAGAGAGCAAAAGACAUCACACUGUACUUAAAAUUCUCCAAACAUAUCCCUAAAAAUAUCUUUUUUGUUUUGUUUUUAAAAUAAAAAUAUUUAUUAUGAUAUGUUAAACUUGAGUUUCGUCCUGUUUUAAAUCUGUCAAUGGACUUAAUACAUUUGUUUUUUAAAUUCUUUAAUGAAUUAAUAAUAUUCUUAAUUAAAUAUACAAUUAAACAAAAGAUGCACAGCACAUCCGUCCAAUAAAAAAAAAGAAAACUCUUUAAAUUCUUUGCAAAAUAAAAUAAAAAGCUUCAAAAAUAACAAAACUUUUAUUUGUCAAUAUCAAGUUGUGUUUUAAUUCUUUUGUUUUAAAUUUUUUAAAUAUUGUUGUUUAGUUUUAAUGCAAAUAUUUUUAUUAUGUAUGAUGAUGUGUUGAUAUUUAAAUUUGAAUGCACACUUUUUUAAAUUUGUUAUAAUUAUAUUGUUCUUUAUUUGUGUUGUAAUUUUGUGCCAAAUAAAAUAUAAAUAAACUUAUGACUUUGGCGGGAAUCAGGGAUUGAUUUGGGUAAAAAUUUAAAGCAAUUUCUAAUUAAAUUAAUAGAUAAAACAAAUGACUGGUAAUGAGUUACUAAACAAAAAUAAGAAAACAAAAAAAAAAACAA
Messenger RNA from Eupeodes corollae, 10392 nucleotides. It is a transcript of the gene Wdr62, whose product is annotated as mitogen-activated protein kinase-binding protein 1. The record is from RefSeq and is a predicted model, not a curated record. NCBI's taxonomy places the organism in Eukaryota, Metazoa, Arthropoda, Insecta, Diptera, Syrphidae. The transcript has 17 exons. Gene Ontology annotation, biological process: mitotic spindle organization; regulation of mitotic cell cycle. Gene Ontology annotation, molecular function: protein binding. Gene Ontology annotation, cellular component: mitotic spindle. Bases 1728 to 6152 code for a protein of 1474 amino acids.